AUGAAAUGAUAAAAAAUUUUUUAAAGCACCAUCCUCUUCUCCUGUCCAAAAGGUCCUGCAAAUUUUAUUUGUCAAAGCAUGCACGCCUAUGUAAAAGCACUGGUGUAGGCAUUUGACAAUGACCCUAAAUUCGGCACCACAAUCAAGCUUACAAGUUACCGCAGGUGACGAAAUGCACGGACCUCUUGACCGGCCAAUUCGAUCAAGUAUGGAGAAACAGGACCUAGAAAGCACUGAUGACGAAAAGAAGUCUAAGCGCCAUUCUUUUAAGCAGAAGGCAAUCAGUGCCUCUAAGAAGUUCAGAUCGCUCACCAAGAAGGGAAGGAGGAACAGCAGAGUCAUGUCUGUUGUUGAAGAUAUCCAUGAUGCAGAGGAAUUGAAGGCAGUUGAUGCUUUACGUCAAGCUUUGAUCUUGGAGGAACUACUACCCGAAAAGCAUGAUGAUUAUCAUACCAUGUUAAGAUUUUUAAAGGCCAGGAAAUUUGAUAUUGAGAAGACCAAACAAAUGUGGGCUGAUAUGCUCCAGUGGAGGAAAGAUUUUGGUGCAGAUACCAUCAUGGAGGAUUUUGAUUUUGAAGAAAAGGAAAGUGUCAUCGAGUAUUAUCCACAUGGACAUCAUGGGGUUGAUAAGGAUGGAAGACCAGUAUACAUUGAGAGACUUGGUCAGGUUGAUGCUACCAAGCUUUUGCAAGCUACAACCCUUGAGCGUUAUAUCAAGUAUCACGUAAUGGAGUUUGAAAGGACCUUUAGUGAUAAGUUUCCGGCCUGCUCAAUUGCUGCUAAAAAACAUGUUGAUCAAAGCACCACUAUUCUUGAUGUACAUGGAGUGGGACUAAAAAGCAUGAACAAAGCUGCUAGGGAGCUUAUCCAAAGUCUCCAGAGUAUAGAUGGUAACAACUAUCCUGAGACUCUGUGUUGCAUGUACAUUAUCAAUGCUGGAUCUGGCUUUAGGAUUUUGUGGAACACAGUGAAAUCUUUUCUUGACCCAAAGACUACAGCCAAGAUUCAUGUUUUGGGCAAUAAAUACCAGAGCAAGCUUUUGGAAAUGAUCGAUGCCAGUGAACUUCCAGAAUUCUUGGGUGGUACUUGCACCUGUACAGAUAAAGGUGGUUGCAUGCGCUCUGAUAGAGGUCCAUGGCAAGAUCCAGAUAUCAUGAAGAUGGUCCAUGACGGUGAACACAUAUGUUCGAAGCAUGCAGUUCCAGAAGAGAAGAUCAUUUCUGAGGAUCAGUCUGCUAACAAGGCUUCUUUCAAGUUGGAUGAUGAAUCUUCCAAAAAGCAGAAGGAGCACAUCAAGCAGGCACAACUACCUCCUCUUCGUGAAGACGAUCCAACGAACAAUAACAAUCCUAGCGCAAAUGAGCCCAUGAUUGACAAGGCUGUCGAUGCAACUUCUUGUAAAUCAGAGCAGAAGCUUCUCGUUAGCAAAGAUACUGAUGCUUGUAAGCAAGUUUGUUCUAGUAAGCUAGUCAACCGCCUGCUAACAUUCUUUAUGGCCUUGAUGAUGGGAGUUAUGACUGUGCUUCGUGUGACCAGUAGUAUGCCCAGAAAGCUUACAAAUGCCACUCUUUAUUCCACUGGUUUUUUAGAAGCUAAUAUUCUUAAAAAGAAGAAGCAAGCAUCCACAAUCUCCACCACCGAGUACCUAACCUUGAUGAACCGUUUAGCGGACUUGGAGGAAAAGGUGAUUGUCCUAAACAGUCGACCAUCCGAGCUGUCCCCUGACAAAGAAGAGAUGCUUAAUAACGUUUUGAGUCGUCUUAGCACCUUGGAAACAGAGCUUGCUGCUACCAAGAAGGCUCUUAAUGAUUCUCUUACUCAACAAAAAGAGCUCAUGGCGUACCUAGAGAAGCAAAAGAGAAGAAGGAAGAGGAAGUUCUUUGUUUUUUGAACUGCAUAUAUAUGCACCAAAUAAUAUACCACAUAAUACUCGCUAAGGAAACAAAAAAAAAAAAAGUUGCUAUGUGCAUAAAAUCUCUAAGUCUAGAUGACUUAA
This is a messenger RNA of Erigeron canadensis, 1996 nucleotides long. Its product is annotated as phosphatidylinositol/phosphatidylcholine transfer protein SFH12-like. The record is from RefSeq and is a predicted model, not a curated record. The transcript has 15 exons. Lineage: Eukaryota; Viridiplantae; Streptophyta; Magnoliopsida; Asterales; Asteraceae. The coding region runs from base 119 to 1891 and encodes 590 amino acids.